Poecilia latipinna (sailfin molly) is the source of this 1470-nucleotide messenger RNA. RefSeq names its product derlin-2-like. The transcript has 7 exons. The record is from RefSeq and is a predicted model, not a curated record. The coding region runs from base 218 to 913 and encodes 231 amino acids. NCBI's taxonomy places the organism in Eukaryota, Metazoa, Chordata, Actinopteri, Cyprinodontiformes, Poeciliidae.
CAGAGAAAGCAGGGCAGGCAUGGACAGGGAAGGAGCGGAGGAAAAAAGCGUCCGCCUUCAUCGAGCGCAAGAGCAAAGCAUCUAGACUUGUGUUCUUGUGGGAUUUUUUGCAGUGUUUGGGUGAAUCCGAUUGGCUGUUGCUGUGAAGUGGGCGUGGCCUACUGCAUGUGUUCAGAGUAAAUGAAGCCUCAGAGAUGCAGCAGCAGCAGCAGCAGCGAUGGCUCUCAGCCUCACUCAGGAGUAUUUCCAGAUCCCUCUGGUGACCCGGACAUACACGACUGCCUGCGUCCUCACCACCGCUGCCGUGCAACUUCAAGUCAUCUCCCCGUUUCAGCUGUACUUCAACCCAGACCUCAUCAUCAGUAGAUACCAGAUAUGGCGUCUGAUCACCAGUUUCUUCUUCUUUGGUUCUCUUGGAUUUGGUUUUUUGUUCAACAUCAUUUUCCUCUAUCGGUACUGCCGCAUGCUGGAGGAAGACUGUUUCCGAGGAAGAACGGCUGAUUUUGUUUUCAUGUUCCUGUUUGGAGGAAUCCUCAUAACUCUGCUGGGUCUGUUUGCCAACAUCUUCUUCCUCGGCCAGGCCUUCAUCACCAUGCUGGUGUACGUCUGGAGUAAAAGAAACCCGCUCAUACGCAUGAACUUCCUCGGCCUCCUCACCUUCCAGGCGCCGCUUCUGCCCUGGGUGCUGAUGGGAUGUUCGCUGCUGCUCGGAAACCCCGUCACUGCCGACGUCCUGGGUAUCGGCGUUGGACACCUGUAUUACUUCUUAGAGGACGUGUUUCCGAACCAACCGGGAGGAAGAAAGCUGCUGACGACACCAGAUCUGCUACGGGUCAUGUUUGACCCACCUGACCUUCUCCAGGAGGAGCAGCAGGAAGAAGAUCUGCAGCACAACGAGGAGCAAGGCAGCUAAAAGCUUCAGGAGCAACCAGCAGACAGAAAAUCAAUAAGACAAUCAAAAAGAUAAUCAAUGGAUCUACUUGAGAAGGCUUAAAAAGUUCAAACUGACUAUAUUCUUAUGCUAAAAGGUCAAAACUUUCUCUGAACUUUUCCCAACCUUAGGAAAAGUAACAAUAACGGUCUCAGUUACAGCAGAGACCGAACAGAACCGGGUCUGUAACAACCAGUCCAUCUAGAAUUUUGUGUUGAAAUGUGAUGGAAGCUGCAGAAGAAACGAGGAGCAACUGGAAUGGAAAACCACGCAGCUUCGUCUGCACACGCUGCACUUUCACCCGCUGCCUUUGUGGCUCAGACAAAAUGGAAACUGCUUAGCACGACAACACGACGGCAGCACAGCUGGGAAAACCAGGACCGGAGUCCAACCAGGCUGGAGAGGAGUUUGGAAAUUAAAGUCGACUGGGAAAGAUUCCACUGGAACAACUGCAUCUGCUUUAAAGCCGUUGUACGUUGAAAAAAGGAGUAAAUGUCUGCCAGAAAAUUUCUAGGAAAAACUUAAAAAUUUCAGUUUGA